Messenger RNA from Spea bombifrons (plains spadefoot toad), 1009 nucleotides. RefSeq names its product mitochondrial ribosomal protein S15 (gene MRPS15). Gene Ontology annotation, cellular component: ribosome. The transcript is spliced from 8 exons. Lineage: Eukaryota; Metazoa; Chordata; Amphibia; Anura; Pelobatidae. The record is from RefSeq and is a predicted model, not a curated record. Gene Ontology annotation, molecular function: structural constituent of ribosome. Gene Ontology annotation, biological process: translation. Bases 87 to 830 code for a protein of 247 amino acids.
CAUCUACACUCGAUUAUUCCUUCCUGGGGAAAAUGGCUGCGCCCUUGUAGCAUUGUUGGUGUUGCUGUGCCGAUCCGGGAGUGAAGAUGUUUGCGUUGCGAAAACCUUUAUGUGAAGCACUGGGUCGGGGCAUUAGGCUGGGAACCGGCCCGGUGAGUGUGGGGAGCCGAGUUGUAGGAAAUGCGGUGUAUGACAGAGAGAGGAGAACCCUGGAAACACGUAGCUGCCUUGCUCAUGCUGUAAGAAAUUAUGCUCGGGCAAGGAAACAAGAUAUUCCCAGCCAGCUUGAUGACUUGCCACCCACUCUGCUGAGGAAAGACUAUGCAGGGAUACAGCUGACGGAUCAAGUGGACGAUGUUGUUAAGCGGUUGUUGUCGCUAGAAAUGGCGAGUAAGACAGAGAAAAUAAAGGUUAAAACACAGCAGCUGGUGGACAAAGUGAAAAGAGGCCCUGAUGACACUUAUUCCCCUGAAGUCAGAAUUGCUAUUUUGACAUCCAGGAUCAGAAAUUAUCAGGAGCACCUUCACAUUCACCCCAAGGACAAGGCAAACAAACGCCGGAUGCUGAUGGCCAUUGACAAACGCAAGAAGCUGCUUAAGAAUUUACGUCUCACUCAUUGGGAGGCAUUUGAAAAUGUGUGCACCCAGCUGGGAAUUGAAUACACCUUUCCACCAGAGUAUUACAGACGUGCCACUCGCAGGUGGUUGGCAAAAAAAGCCCUCUGCUUAAAGGUGUUUCAAGAAACAAAGAGGCUUCGGGAAGCAGGACUGCUAAAGAAGAAGGGACCAACACGAACCACAUCCCAGGAAAAACAAGGAACACCAGUAUAACAGAUAUGCAUGCAAUUUAUGCUGUUUUCCUUCUGUAUGGUUUGCUCUAAAACAAUGUUUAUCUCUGUGUGAAAAACACUCUUUUUGAAUACUCAAUACCCCAAAACAAAUAAAAUAUUUUUUGUGUAAUUGACUUAAUAUGUAUUGAUCAUGACAAUAAAUUCUGCCAUAUGGCUUUG